AAAACCAAUGUGGCCUGGAGUAAACGGAUACUACACUUGCUCAAGGGCUGGCCGAAAGAAAAAUAUGGCAAUCAAAAUAGCCCUAAAGCCCCCACGAUAAAACGUUAAAGUAUGUGCUAAUGCACAUGAGAUCUUGUAGCAAGGCAAACUGUGGGCGAGUCGGUGCUCGGUUCCCCCCCGAUGUGAGAGGAGUGGAAACAACAAAGGCACCCACCCCCCAACCCCCACCCUGCAGUAGUAGAACUCUAAUAUCGGCACCCAUAAGCAGCUGGCAGGCCGCCUCCUGAAAUUUUAGCGCGCACGGAUGCGGAGGAAAGGUUUAAUGGGCAUUGGUGGACGUGCCCCCCUCGCGAGGGCGUCAAGACAGCAGAGCUGGAGAGGGAGGAUGAAGAGGUGAAGCCGAGCGGAAGAGAGGUUCUGCUUUCGCUUCACAAAUAAAGUCGGGCAACCGUGGGCGGCAGCAUGACUCCUCGAGCACAUGGACUCUAUGUGACUCUCUGCUUUUACUAUGGUUUGGCCCAAUCAUCUUUCCUGGACAGCUUUACUUCAUUCCCAGAAGCACUGGCCCCCCGGGAGCAGCAGAGGAGGUUGAACCCGUGCUGCUUAGUGAGUCCCCCGCCGCCCCCGCUCUUCCCUCCACCUCCUUCGCUUUGGCGCCGCCACGCUCAUGAUGGUAAUUCAGAGUCUCCACCUGAAGGUAAAGGUUCCCCAUGUGCCCGCGGCCCCCCAGGGCCCAUGGGACCCCCAGGGCCUCAGGGCCCACCAGGAUUACCCGGGAUCGGAGGAUCCAAGGGAGAAAAGGGAGAAAUCGGAAGACCUGGACAAAAGGGUCGGACUGGUCUCCCUGGACCUCCAGGAAGGCAGGGACCAGUUGGAUGGCCAGGACCAAGUGGGCCCAAAGGAGAGAAAGGUGAUGCGGGACUGAUGGGUCUGCCUGGCGGCAGAGGACCAAUGGGACCCAGGGGUUUACCUGGAUAUAAAGGUGAAAAGGGUUCCGGAGGGGAACACGGCGAGAGAGGCUCCAAAGGCGACAAGGGGGCAAUGGGUUUCCCUGGGAUGCUUGGACAGAAAGGAGAAAUGGGUCCAAAAGGAGAACCCGGCGUUUCAGGAAACAGAGGACCCACUGGUCGACCAGGCAAGAGAGGCAAACAGGGAAUGAAAGGAGACUCGGGCAGUGGCGGUCCAAGGGGACCCGCGGGUCCACAGGGAUCUCCCGGACUUCCCGGACCUCCUGGUCCGCCUGUCACAGCACUUCACAUGGUCGGAGUCAAAGGUGCCCGCGGGCCGCCCGGCCAGCCCGGACAGUGUAGCUGCAGCCCUCCUCGUGGUUCUCUGUUAGAAGAUUCUCACUCCCGAAGAAAGGCUCAGAGUCUCAAAGUACCCGCGAUCUUUGUGGUGAGCAACGAGGAGGAGCUGGAGCGCCUUCAGACAGAGAAUGCGUUCGCAUUCCGCAAAGAUCAUAGAGCUCUCUAUUUCAAAGACGCCGACGGAUGGUUUCCUGUUCAGAUGACGGCCUUCCAGUCUAUGGAGAACCCGCCUGAUGAGGACGGUUACUGCGGCGACGGCGUCGUGCAGCGCAAGGCUAGCGAGGAAUGUGACGACGGCAACAAAGUUGUCACCGACGGCUGCGUCAAGUGUAAACUUGCCUUCUGCGGCGACGGCUACCGCCAUGAUGGCGCUGAGGAGUGCGACGGCAAAGACUUUGGCUACCAGACGUGUCAUACUUACCUGCCGGGGUCAUACGGUCACCUGAAGUGCACGCCGUACUGCGCUAUCGAUUCCACUAACUGCAAGUACUUCACCUGACUGAGAAAGCCGGACGUCGAUUUCCGCGGGACACAAACUGGGAAUAUAAAGUCAUUUUCAUGCCAAAUAACAGAACAAACAAGCAAAGACGGACGGGGAAGACGCAGCAGACCAAGCGAAGUCAAGCAUAUACUGUAGAUAACUCCCGUGUACUGCUGCCGUGUUGAAUCCCUCGGAGCGUCGCUAUAUACUCUACGCGGAGGGGACACCUUUCACCUGCGCGUCGGAAACAGCGGGACAGCUGCGCUCCGUCUUAACCGGCUGGAUUUAAGCCCGAGCACGCCUCGAUGGACACAAAUGCGUCUGGCAACAGAUGCCCGCCGGCCGUGCUGAGAGACUUUGCCGGGGGACGUCACAAUCGUUACCCAGUUACCGUAAUUUCCGGCCUACAAGCCGCGACUUUUGUUAGACGCUUCCACCCCUGCGGUUUAUGCCGUGACGCGGUUAAUUUGCGCAUUUUUUCUAAGGGACCCAAAGGGGGGCACUCGAGCGGAAAAGGUAAGAAUGAGAGCGGUGGAAUGUAUGUGCCGAGGAAGUGACUUUGGCCGGCCCUGUUAGUGCUGCGCUAGCGUGGUCCUGCUGUGUUACUGGCGUGUCUCACUAAUAUUUACCGGUAAGUUCUAUUUUAACUGGUCCUGUUAGCGUUAGCGUCACGCGAGCGUUAGCGUCACACGAGCGUUAGCGUCACGCGAGCGU
Syngnathoides biaculeatus (alligator pipefish) is the source of this 2502-nucleotide messenger RNA. RefSeq names its product collagen-like tail subunit (single strand of homotrimer) of asymmetric acetylcholinesterase (gene colq). The record is from RefSeq and is a predicted model, not a curated record. Bases 463 to 1806 code for a protein of 447 amino acids. The transcript has 17 exons. Lineage: Eukaryota; Metazoa; Chordata; Actinopteri; Syngnathiformes; Syngnathidae. Gene Ontology annotation, molecular function: heparin binding.